Messenger RNA from Mugil cephalus (flathead mullet), 2405 nucleotides. RefSeq names its product RNA binding motif protein 12Bb (gene rbm12bb). Gene Ontology annotation, cellular component: ribonucleoprotein complex; nucleoplasm. Lineage: Eukaryota; Metazoa; Chordata; Actinopteri; Mugiliformes; Mugilidae. Gene Ontology annotation, molecular function: RNA binding. The coding region runs from base 175 to 2088 and encodes 637 amino acids. The transcript has 2 exons. Gene Ontology annotation, biological process: regulation of RNA splicing. The record is from RefSeq and is a predicted model, not a curated record.
UUUCAUGCCAUCGCACGAAGAAGAGGAAGAAAGAGACGGCGAAGAACUUCCUCCUUUCAUGAGCUCCGAGACGAGAAAGACGUGAAUCCUAACUGAUAGCUAAAUAUAUAGCUGCUAGUCUUGAUUUUUCUCACGAUUCUGUGAUUGCCCUUUGUGUGCUGUUUGUGCAUCAGCAUGGCAGUCGUCAUCCGUUUACAGGGACUGAGCAUCGAAGCAGGUUCUGAGGAUAUUCGCAGGUUCUUCGGUGGCCUCAAAAUUCCAGAUGGAGGGGUUCAUAUAAUUGGUGGGGAGCGAGAAGAAGCUUUCAUUAUCUUUGCUUCAGAUGAGGAUGCAAGAAGAGCCAUGACACGAUCAGGGGGGUUCAUCUGCGAUUCAUCUGUUACUUUGCUACUAAGUAGUAAGACAGAGAUGCAGAACAUGCUUGAAAAUAGUACAAAAACAGCGAUGGAUCAAAAGAGGGGACUUGAGGACAAUGGAAGGCGACCUCAGAGAUCUGUGGAUCCUCAUUUCAGCAGGAGACCAGGUAGCAGGUUGGAUUAUACCCCUUCCCCACAACACCAGAGUGCUCCAAACAAUGAUGACUUCUUGUGUUUGUUUCUAAAAGGACUGCCUUUCUCUGUGACUGAAAAAGAAGUGUUUGACUUCUUUGGUGGUUUGUGUGUUGAUGAAAUAGUGUUAUUGAAAAAUCAAAAAGGAUUAAACAAAGGGACCGGUUUUGUCAAAUUUGCAACCAGAGAGGAUGCAGCAGAAGGUUUGAAGAGGGACAAGCAAUACAUUGGAUCCAGGUAUGUUGACAUUUUACCAACAACAGUUGCGGAUUGGCGUCGAGCUACUGGCAGAGCACCAACUGUUGACAACAAGGAGGACAGCUUUGAAAGGAGGAGGUCACCUGUUCGCAGUCAGAGGAAUCCACAACAUCACAUGAGGUCUCCGCAACAUCGCAUGAGGUCUCGAUCACCUGUGGCCCAGAGGCAUAAUUCCCCUGAGGAGUAUUGUGUUUUGUUGGACAACCUCUCAUUUGCAGUGGAAAAAGAAGAUAUAAAACAACUUUAUCGUAAUGCAAAGCUUGAGGAUGAUCAGAUCUUACACUUACGUGACAGUGAUGGGAAAAGAACGAGGUCUGCAUUUGUAUUGUUCAAGAGUCUGCAUGACUACUGUGAUGCAUUAUCUCAUGAAACGAGAGAGUUAUUCAAUCGGUUGGUGUACACCCGGCCAAUCUCGAAGGAGAAGAUGAUCAGCCUUUUGGAAUCUCAGAGUGUGGCUGGCCGAACUUCUGGAACCCCUGAAAGGUUUCCAGAGAGGCCUCCGUCUUACCCCAGUGAUCCCUACACCAGUGAGAAAAUCUGUGUGUAUGUGCAGAACCUACCAUUUGAUGUAAGAAAAGUUGAGAUUAUGGACUUCUUCCAUGGGUUUAAUGUCACAGAAGACAAGGUAUAUGUGCUUCGUGACCAUGAAGGUGCUGGGGUUGGAAAGGCUUUGGUUCUCUUUCGGUCUGAGACAGAGGCUACGAGGGCACUCUCUCUCAACGGACGACGGUUUCUGGGGUCAGAAGUUAUACUGAAGGGCAUUUCACGUUCUCAGAUGCAGCAGUUGGGUGUUGAUCCACCAGUGAUGCAGGAACCACUGCCAAGAGAGGUGCAGUACUCGGGCAGGAGAAGCGAGGCAUCCUACUCUGGUGACACUUUGCAACCAGAUUUAAGCAUUCCACCUGAUGAUGGUAUACCAGCGACAUAUGUAGAAGGCCAUGGAGGCUGGGAUUAUGAACCUCACUCAGUGGAUGUGGGUUCUCCACGAGACCGGGGUAAUGGGAUUGGUGGAACCCUUGGCUCUUCUGUUAAGAAUUUCGAUGAUCCUACCUGUGUCAAGUUACUCAACUUGCCAUUCCAAAUUCGAAGCGAAGAAAUCUACGACUUUUGUUACGGAUAUCACAUCAUACCUGGAUCUGUGUCACUGCAGUGUGAUGAGCGCGGAAAGCCAAAGGGCUCAGCCACUCUGGUAUUUGAGUCUCGUCGGGAGGCCUUAACGGCAAUUGAGGAACUAAGUGGAAGACCAAUAGGUCCAAGAAAAAUAAAGCUUAUUCUGGUGUGAACGUGACAUUUUUUUCCCUCUAAUUUUUUAUUCUAUUUUUUGGACAAUUACGCAAUGUUGAUUGAGACUAAUACGUUUUAAGAAAAACAGAUGUAUUUGCUUUCUUUCUCUUCUAGCAUGCUUUAGGAUUUUGUGUACAGAAAUCAGUUUUUUUGAUUUAAUUUAAUUGAUUUAAUAGAUUAUUGUUUUUUUUUUUUUGCAUUGAAAUGUUUAUUUAGUUUGGCUAAAAGCUGUGGAAAAUACUUUAAGUUUAUUAUCUGUUGCCAUUGAACAAAACAUUGAUUCUUUUUAAAUAAAAUUAUUUUCUUCACAAGAAA